Molecule: messenger RNA, 12495 nt
Organism: Onychostoma macrolepis
Lineage: Eukaryota; Metazoa; Chordata; Actinopteri; Cypriniformes; Cyprinidae
Gene: kcnc3a
Product: potassium voltage-gated channel, Shaw-related subfamily, member 3a
Exons: 7
Coding region: 822-2945 (707 amino acids)
Biological process (GO): protein homooligomerization; potassium ion transmembrane transport
Cellular component (GO): dendrite membrane; voltage-gated potassium channel complex; neuronal cell body membrane
Molecular function (GO): protein binding; delayed rectifier potassium channel activity
Source: RefSeq, a predicted model, not a curated record
ACACAGAGGGAUCCCAUGUCACCAUUAGAUUAAGGAAUAAAUUGCAUGGAAAUACAGAUUUACAAAACAAAAACAUCGACAGAGGAAAAAAAGGGAGGGAAAAAAACGAACGGAAGAAAUAAGAGAGGCAGCUUAAGGAAUAACAUUUCUAGUCGUGCCCGGCAAGCUGCUUGUUCGGCAUAAAUAAUUUCAAACAGACCCCUCAGUCUGCAACUAAAGACCUGGUUACGGUCUUCUUAACCCUGGACAACGGGAACAGGUGAAGAUACAGAAGAAAGGAUGCUAAAACUGAGAAGAAAGGCAUAGACUGUUAAUGGAGUGAGUGCAUGAAGAUUAAACAAAUAGAGAGUGAGAGGUGUUUCCCCGCUGCACGUUUCGCUUGGUUGAAUAGACUGUUUCGUUUAGGGAAUAAAAGUAAAAGGUUAACACGAGCUUUGUUAAACAAUAGAAAUGCUUAUUUACCAAGCAAAUAUUUUUUUAUAUUAGACCUGUAACAUCUAUGUACAUAACGAGAAUAAUUUAUUUGAGGAACAAGGACAGCAAAGGUGCAACUUAGGUGAUAAAUUAUAUUUUUCGUAGGCUAGUCUUUUGUAUCACUAAAGGAACUGACCUACGCACUAUAGCACAGUUGCGUUGUUUUCAACUAGCAGGUGUUUUAGCAAGAAUAGGCUAUAUUGCAUUAUUCAUAACUGUAGCCAUUUUAUAGAGAACAAAAUCUUAGGUUUCUGCACAGUCGUUUGGACCUACGCCAAGAGGAUCCCUCCGUUCAAUCAGAAAACAUAGUAAAUUCCACGUAGCAUUUUUGUGCAGUUUGUGUGUUCAUGUGUGUGUGUUCAGUGACACGCACACUGCACGCACGCGAACAGAGCCAGACCCAAAGCGAGCUCCUCCUCCCCCCCUCCCCUGUCGGUUCUCUCUCCUCCUCUCCCUCCCCCUGCUCCUCUAUGCUCAGUUCGGUGUGUGUCUCCUCUUUCAAAGGGCGCAAGGGUGGGAACAAGUCGUCCAACAAAGUAUGUUACAGCGCAGACAUGACUUGUCCGUCAGACAGCGAGAAAAUAGUGAUAAACUGCGGGGGGAUUCGGCACGAGACGUACCGCAGCACACUGAAGACGCUGCCUGGGACGCGCUUGUCCUGGCUCACGGAGCCAGAUGCGUUCAGUAACUUUGACUAUGACCCCAAAUCCGACGAGUUCUUCUUUGACCGCCACCCCAACACCUUUGCUUUUAUCCUCAAUUAUUACCGCACAGGGAAGUUGCAUUGUCCCAACGAUGUCUGCGGUCCUCUCUUCGAGGAGGAGCUCGCGUUCUGGGGUAUCGACGAGACAGACGUGGAGGCUUGCUGCUGGAUGAACUACCGACAGCAUCGGGACGCCGAGGAAGCGCUGGACAGCUUCGAGACGCCCGAGCCGGACCCGCCAGAGGACGACCCGGCGCUAACGGGUGGUGCGGACGGGGACUUGAAGAGGUUGUGUCUACAGGAGGAUGGUCGCAACCCCAGCUGGUGGAGUACCUGGCAGCCGCGCAUCUGGGCGCUGUUUGAGGACCCCUACUCUUCCAAAUACGCCAGGUAUGUGGCGUUCGGCUCGCUCCUGUUCAUCCUCAUCUCCAUCUCAACAUUUUGCUUGGAGACACACGAAGCCUUCAACACCAUCUACAAUAAGACAGAGAACGUGACGGUGGGGAACGUCACGCGGGAGGAGGUUGUGUUUGAGGUAGUGACUGACAGGUGGCUGACCUACGUGGAGGGCGUAUGCGUCAUCUGGUUCACCAUCGAGGUGUUCGCCCGUGUCAUCUUCUGCCCGGACAAGGCCGAGUUCUUCAAGAGUUCGCUGAACAUCAUCGACUUUGUAGCCAUCCUGCCCUUUUACCUGGAGGUGGCGCUGAGCGGCCUCUCCUCUAAAGCGGCGAAAGAUGUGCUGGGCUUUUUGCGCGUGGUGCGAUUCGUCCGAAUCCUGCGAAUCUUCAAGCUCACGCGCCAUUUCGUGGGGCUGAGAGUGCUGGGUCACACGCUCCGUGCCAGCACCAAUGAAUUCUUGCUCCUCAUCAUUUUCCUCGCUCUGGGUGUGCUCAUCUUCGCCACCAUGAUCUACUACGCCGAGCGCAUCGGUGCCGACCCGGAAGACCCCACGGCAAGCGCCCACACCACCUUCAAAAACAUCCCCAUCGGCUUCUGGUGGGCAGUGGUCACCAUGACCACACUGGGCUAUGGAGACAUGUAUCCAGAGACAUGGUCUGGUAUGUUAGUGGGUGCCCUGUGCGCCCUGGCGGGCGUGCUGACCAUCGCCAUGCCUGUGCCCGUCAUUGUAAACAACUUCGGCAUGUACUACUCUCUGGCCAUGGCCAAGCAGAAGCUGCCCAAGAAGAAGAACAAGCACAUCCCGCGGGCUCCACAGCCUGGAUCGCCCAACUACUGCAAGCCAGAUGCCCUGGCUAUGGCCACUGCCUCGCCGCACAGGAUCAUGGGUAAUGUGCUGGGCAGUAUGGUGGUCUCUGGAAGCAUGGCAGGAGACUGUCCUCUUGCACAGGAGGAAAUCAUAGAGAUAAACAGAGCAGACUCCAAACAGAAUGGAGAUGCUGCAAACGCAGCUCUGGCUAAUGAGGACUGUCCCACCAUAGAUCAGGUGCUGGGGCCAGAUGACAGGAGUCCUGCCACCGGUGGGCUGGGGACAUGCACGGGGCGUGAGCGUUACCCCCACGAUAGGGCCUGCUUCCUUCUCAGUACCGGAGAGUUCCGCACCACAGACAGCAAUGUCAGGAAAGGUUGUGUCGUGUCAUGCGUUUCUGCUGGCUACGAGAAGUCCCGCAGCCUCAAUAACAUCUCGGGGAUGACAGGGGCCCCUCUGCGCCUGACCCCCAUCACCCCCAUCAACAACCCACCCUAUGAGCCCUACGAAUCCCCCGGCCCCCUACGCCGCUGCCGAUCCCCCAUCCCCUCCAUUCUGUAGCACAUCUUAGGGAACGACGUCGAAAUAAGCGGAAAAAAGACACUCAUGCACCAUCAUACCGCAAUAGUAUUAAUAAUCACAAUAACAAUGUUAAGUACUCACACCUCCACUCCUCCAUUGACUGGACAGGGUGGGGGUACCCAGCACUCUUUUUAAUAUGUCAUGCCUCAAAGGGAAUGGGAUGAAUUUGUUUAGGGAUUUAGAGCUUUAAGUACUAAAAUGACUUCAUCGCAUAUACUUCAGGCAAUAUUUCAGACAGGCAACUAAAACAAUUAUAUGCUGUGACAUCAGCAGAUUAUGCCUUAUUAUCGAAGAUAAAUAAUAAUAAUAAAAAGAAGCACUGAAUAUUACUAGGAUAAAACUCCUCACUGGUCUAUAGACAGCGAUGAGCACCCUGUAGGAAAUCUACCCCUGUAGCUGAAUGAUAGUAGUUGGCUUUUCCUCAUGUUCCCGCCUGAUUGCUGGUUGUAUAAAAAACGAGACUGUGAUCCAGCAGGCUUAAUCAUUGAGUACUAGUCGUUGAGAUCAGCUUUGAUACACCAUAAUAGGCCUUGAAAAUCCACUUCAUAUCAAAGCUUGGAAUGAUAAAGGUCAUAGGUCAACAUGCAAGUAGUUCAAGCGCAUGCUAGAAAAGAUGUCAGUUAGGCAAGUAGAAUAUACUAAACUCCCAAUCCCCUUUAACUGCUAUGAGGAUAUGAAAAUAAACGCACCGUAUGCUGGACUGAUUUGAACUUAUAAUUAAGCCCUGUGGUAGAGAAUUAAUGGAUCGUUUUGGCUGAUUUGACUGUGAUGGAGUUUUUGGUGAUUCAGGCCAUAGAACAUGAUGAGUAUUACGAUUACGAUAAACACAAGGACCAUCUUUAAUCACACUCUGAGCAUUUCCCCUCUGAGCAACUUUUGUUGUCACUCGAUAUUUUAACAUAUAAUUCACACCGCUAUUAUAAUUAUGCUCUUUAUUUAGGACAAAGAAAAAUGCUUAAACCAUUCUUGUGCAAUAUCGACUAUUAUGGUGACCUCUGACCCUGAGAAGCUGGAGAUGAAUCCUGCGAACUUUACUAUGUGCAACUAUUAACUUUAACAACUAACAGAGAGACCGAGAACUGAUCAUUAUUUAAAAAGAGGCUAUUUUUGUACUAAGCACUUGGACAUUGCGAUUCGGAUCGGGGUUUGGAGUUGCGCGGGCGGCUUUGAGUUGACAUUUUGGGAGGACAGGAUAUCGUGCUGUUGCAUGGAGAUCUACAAUUAACGUUUUGGUUUUUGUAUUUUGACUCUCUGCAUAUUCAACACCAAGUACCACGAAAUGAAAAGAGCAGUGGUCUGGACAAAUGGCGAAAAAAAAAAAAAAAAAAUGAUGAUAAUAAUGAGGAGGAGCCAUUCCUGUUAAGGGCCUAUAACCUUCUGCACUUUUUCGGGACCCUUUUUAAUUUGUAUACUAGUGCAUGAAGGAACUGUCUUUAAAAUAUAUCCUUUCCUUAUUAUGGUAUUUCCUCAUUAAUAUGAAGACAUAUCAAGCUGAACUGCACUCCUCACUGCAUAUCCACAUAUCCUGGGGCUGUGGUGAACCAGACAGUGGCCUCAGAGUUUCCCCACUAAAGGGCAAGAAUUAGCUGGACGUUUUCAUCCUCCUCCUCAUCAUCAUCCUCAUCAUCACUGGCAUUACCUUCCCUCACCAUAAUCAUUUUCUGAUUACUGUUAUUCCUCUGAUUUGAAUGCAGUAGAAAAUCAGUUCAGUUUGUUUUCUCUUUGGUCCCCUUCUUUUCUUUCUCUGUUUCUUUUUUUCUUUUUUCUUUUGUUUACCUGCUCUGUCUCUUGGAUGCUGGCCUUCGUUCCAAUAUAAAGGAGGGAACAUUGAGUGGAUGCUGGAUUGACAGCGGUCAGUAAGAGAAGAAAAAGAAAAGAUGACAAAAUGAACUCUCUGAAACGCAGAUAUAUGAGCCAUUUGUGUCGAUCUGCUGCAUAUUUCAGUGCACAGAUGCAAUACACACCUCUGGUGAAGAUAUCUCUGCAAUGGCAGCUCACAAAGCUUCUUGUUGUCUUUUUCUCCAUGUGAAACAACAGACAACCUGGGGUAUAAAUGACUAAACUUGAUCAGAAAUCAAAGUAGCAUUAUAUAUUUAGAUGAUUUUAUUGUCUUGCAAUUGAAAUAUUUUACAUACCCAUAUUUAAUCAUUUAUUAAUUUACUUCAAAUCAUCUGUAAUCAUUCUUCUGAAUUAAGCAAUGUUUUUUAUUUUAGAAUUGAUUUAUUUAUUUGCAUUUAGGUUUUUUAUUUUCAUGUCUUUUUGCUAUUGCCACAUUACUUGUUACAGUCCUCUUUCCCUCCUCUCUUCUUUCCUGUUUAAAGAAGUUCACUGCUAGAGUGAAGGAAGUCACAGAGGUUGUUGAUUACAUGGAGCAUCUGCAUGCCAGCAGCAAACUAAUGUGUGACACUGUGCUUUAAUGAGUAAAACACCAAUCACCGGUCGUCUGCAUGUGCGCUGCACUGCUUUAUGUACAUGCCUCAUAUACAUUGUAGGCCUCAGGACAGUGAGCGAGGGCCAUCUGACGGAUGUAUGCUAUGCCACAUGUGUGCUUGGUGUAACUGGAGUGUUUAAGCGUUUUAGGGAGAUUCUCAGAUCAGUGUUAUGAGUGAUAAUUAUGUAUUUAUUUAUUUUUUCGGUUUGAACUAGCAGGUUAUUUAGCCAUUUAAAGACAAAAUACAGUAACUACACCACACGAUUUACUUUGAAUCUGAGCAUAGUUGAGUCAAACCCAUCCAACAAACAACAGAUUAUUGUCUUAAGAGAGCUGAUUUUGCUCAUUUAUUUUGCAUUUACUGUGUUUUGUCUUUGCAUGGCGGUGAGGCAAAUUAUCUAACGUAGAUCUUUAAUUCCUUUAAUAGGUGUAUAUUAAAAAUGUAUGUAACAAGGUACCUUGUAAAACAAACAAAUGCAAGUGUGCAUUAUUUAUAAUCUUAAAUUCAGACAAAUGACCUGGUACGUUUAGAGGGAGAGAAAGAGGAAGACUAAAAUGCCGGUAUGAUUCAAGUCCAGCCAAAACACUGUUUUAUUUCUCAGCUUGUGUCUCCUCCAUGUCCUUCUCCUCCUCUUCAUCUCUCUUUUCAUUUCCUUUCUGUGUUUUUAAAUGCUCUGUAUGAGGGUGUAUAGUUCAGGUCUUAAUGAGAUGUACAGUUUUGAAGGUUGACUUUGUAAUUUCCACAUGCAUGGAUUUCUAUUGCGAGCAAUAAGGAAAUUAUAAGUCUGUGUGUUUUGAUAAGAAAAUGUAUUUUAACAGAGGUUUAUGUACAUGUUUGUUGAUACGAGUGUGUACAUAUGGAUGUGUAUAUUCAUAUGCACAUGCAUAUUAAUGAUUUGCAUGAAACAAAUGUACAAACUUUUUUCCAUUGAUGUUUUGUUACCAAUCUGUCAUUUUUGACUUGAUUGCUGUUGGGGGGGGGCUUAGUUUUGCAUGCUAAGAUGCUAUUGGUUGGCAGAGACCAUUACAACUGUUCUAUUGAAUGUGGGGUUUUGAAUGUGCUUUAACUACCUGUUUAAGUUUUCUUUUCAUUGUUAGACAUCAAAAGCAUUGCAGAUUGUCAUUUUAUGAUUUAUUCUUUUUCAUCUUUUCACAGAGAACUAUUCUGAAAGCCCAGUGCUUAUCAGAUAUAUGCAAAAAGAAGCAGUAACUGUGAACUAAGACUAGAACAGAAAAUCCACUUCUUCCUUCACAAAUACAUUCCCAAACGAACACCUGAGCCCCCAAACCAGUAUCAGCUCCCAUACAAGUGCAUUUUAGUUUGUAUUCUCAUCUCAUGGCAUCACCAAUCUUGUUUAAUCAUCUUAGUUUUGCAUUUUUAAAGUGCAGAUUAGUGUUCUCUUCCCCCUUGCUGUUGUGUGAACCUCAGCUGUAGCCCCCUCUGCUGGUUUUACGGGGGAUGACGUAGCAUUCGCUGUUGUAGAUCAUUAGCACUCUUUUGUCACUUUAGAGGCUAAGAAUACCUAAUUUUAGCCCUUAAUGUUUACCUGUUAUAUUUAAGAUUAAAGAAAAGAAUCUUUAGGCAUUUAUUUGAACAGACUCGGACCAGAAGUGAUUUCCUGUUCACUAAACACUGAUCAGAGCAGAGAGAAAGAAGCUAAUGCUAAGAAGUCUGCUCACUGCAGCGAUGCAUGUUUCCACACAUUCAAGAUAGCUAGCACUUAGCAUCCCUAGUGCAUUUUGUGGUUUUGCUGUGUGUAGUCUAUCUGUUAAGGCGUAGUCAGGGUCAACAGAGCGGAUGGGAUGGCUCCAAUUUUAUCCCUUUAUCUCAGUUCUGAGGUUACAAUGUGGAAGAGACAGGCCUGCCACUAGUUAGCUUAGUUAGCAAAUGCCCUGGUAAGCAGAGGCUGCAUGUGAUCACGGAGGACAGUGUAAAUAAUGCUCUGCAUGUGGAGUUAACAGCACAGAAACUAUCGUUUGAUUCAAAUGAGGCAUUCGAAAUGGGGAGAGCAGGUCGAGUUCAAACGAUUUAGCGACAUUAUCCAGAAUCCUCUCUGUUUCUGACUUACGCUCCCCUGUCACUACUCAGGUAAAUCUCUUUAUGUUCGUCUAUACCAGUGCUUCCAAAAUGAUGUCAUUCGAAACAAAGAGAGAGGCAGAUGAGAACACCCCGUGUACGCAUGCAUCUGUGUAAAUAUGAAAUAAUCAUGUUUGAUCCCAACAUUCAUUCCAAGUCUUCCUUUUCCACAGUGUCCUUCACGCGCUUCAUUUCAUCAUUUCAUCCGUCACUUUCAUUUAUUCCCAACUCUUACUGCUUCCAAAUAACAACCAAAAAACCCGGAUGACAUAAUGAGAAACUGAGGAAAAAUAAUGAGUGAUUUGUUUUAAAAAAAGAACUUUUCAAAGAUGGUCUGCCAUAAGUGGAUUACAAAAAAAAAACAAAAAAACCUGUAUAUGGAAUCAGGACGCAACCAAAUUCAGGAGAUGAAAGCAUGAGGGUCAGAUGGACAGAUUGUGUGUUUGGGGAACAGAGUUUUGGGAGGAUUGUCAACAAAUGAAGAAAGGCAUCGUGAAAUGGAGGACAGUUUGGGGAAGAAAGAAAAAAAGCAAAGAGAGGAGGAAGGGAGCUGAACGCUUCUCAGUUGCUGAGCUUCUGAACUGCCCCUUUUCUAAAGCUCCCCUACCGCAAAACCUGUCCAGAGGCAACCCCCAGGGUCACCGCAGGAUUAGAGACGGCGAAAGAGAGAAAAAGAGAGAUGAAAGGAGUGCUUCGCUAAACCAACUUGAAGAAAGCAUUGUAUAACGCUCAUCUCUCCAUUACUAAUUUUAACCCCCAACGUAGGUGCAAUAAACUGACAAUAUCACGUCCUGGGAGGAUGUGGAACACAUUCUUCCUACAGGGAUCGCUGGCCUUGGAAAACGGGUGGGAUUCAGCAUACAAACUGUAGUAUGUCCUGGCUCGACCUGGUGGAAAUGGAUGCAAUUUUAAAGUGAUGGGAACUAUUUUUGUGGGGCGUUCCACCAUGAUAAAUGCACCUGAAAGUGGACAAAAAAACCCUCGAUCCAGUCUCAAAUACACAUAAAGUGUGGAAAAACACCCAUCAUUCCCUUCAACGCUAUGCAAUUCAAACACACGUUGACAGUCAAUUUCAUCAAACGCUUCAAUCGAACAGUUUAUCAGCCAAACCUUUUCCGCUCCUUUACCUUUUGGAGAUCUUGCACGUGCUUUAAAUGAAAAUAGACAGCGGUGCCAUCGGCCUGCCAUAUUCCUAUAUCGUACUGUUUCCCCAUUCAUCCAAUUGGAAAUCUUGUUCAGAGUGUCCUUCUCAGGGCUCACAGAAAGGUGACUUUGUCCACUAUGAAGAAAAGAGCGUUAGCCUCUCUCUUUUCUCUCUCUCUUAGUUCAGCUCUCUGCAUCUCAGCAUUUCUGUUCCACUGUAGAUGAACUGCAUGGCAUGAAUGAAAAAACAAAACAAAAAAAAAACAAACAAAAACAAAACAGAGAGAAAGAUGGUAGAGAUCAUGCUGAGAGGAACAAGAGGAAACCGUAGAUGGGACCGCUCUGUUUGCACAGUACAAUAUGGGUGACUCUGGAUCAGUGGAUGGGGUCACUUUCUUCAACUUCAUGUGGGGAACAGAAAAUACAACAUAAGUGCAUGAUACCUGUUGAAGGACGGAGGGGUUUUUAAGUGGACUGGGUGAACUUUGAACAAAAGCUGAAAAAAAAGAGAAAAUUAAAAAAUGCAUUUUUCUCACUUUGUUUACCAGCAUGACUAAACUGCAUGACUUCUGCAAGCCCUGAACCCCAAAUUAGAGGGCUUGAAAUCACUAAACGCCGAAAUCAAAUGGAAACAAUAAAAGUUUAUGCUAAAUGCUACUAAAUUUAGAAGAAAAAAAAAGAAUAUAUUUAAAAAAAGAGAGGCUCUAUAUUUUGUUUUUGAAUAUAAAAAAAAAAAGAAUAAUGUAAAAAUAUAUAGGAUUGCAAGAUUCACAGAGUUUUGUUGGGUAAAAGAUUAACAAACCCCACUGAGUCUAGCUGAAUGAUGAGACGAACUCCUUCAACUACUACUGCUCCCUCAAUGGCUUCAAGUGACAUUUCUUCCCUUCUCUUUGUCCGCCGUUUCACCCUUUACUUGAACUUUCCUGGCUCUCUGCUCUGCCCUUCACAGUCUCCCUCAGUCAUGGCAGCCUCCAGCAGUGGCACGACAGCUCCUCUGGAGACCUCCGACACCUACAGGGCUCUUUUCUUUUGACGGUUAUGGGUCUGAAGAGCAAGGUGGAAGGGGAUUUUAAGGCUGUGGGUGAAGUUUUCUUUUUAAGUUGAGUCCUGAUGGAAAGUCUUGGCUUGAUUUGCGAUGCUUGUUCUUUUUAUUUCAUCCACAUUCCGUGGGUAAAUCAAAGCUUUAUCCAUUGAAAGUGAGCCUGCAUCCACUUAAUAUCAAUCUAAUGAAUAUAUUAGCGUUGUGUGAACUGCUGUGUCAUGAGAUCCUGAGCACUUACAUCGCAAAGCACUAUUAUUCAAUCAGGAAGCCAUAAUGUGAGAGUAGCGCCACCAUAUGAGCUCAAAGGUGCUCAGGAGAUUCAGAAACCUGACCAUGGUUUUGUAGUUGUGUUGAGUUUGUUUAAAAUGUUGACAUUUUAUUCUGUAGUUUCUUUUUCUGGUGGUACAGAGCAUUGCAAGGUUUUGACAAGAUUUAAUAUUUGUUUGAUUUUGAAAGUUUCAAGAUUUGCAUAUGCUGAGCACCCACUAAAACCAGCCAUGCCAUACCAAAAUGGACUUCCUUAAUAACUUAGCAGCAGAUUUCUGAUAUUAGCAUCAGUAUUAGCAUUAUCCUGUGUGAGAGGAGGCCAUGAUUCCACCAGUGUCGCUUUUAAAUCAUAGAUUACACGUGUGAGUAACUGUUUGACUGUUUGUUUAAAACUUUUGCUGUCUUCGACAAGAUACGAAGCAUUGGAUACUUUACAAAAGUUGGUUAGUCUGGUUAGGUGUUGUUUACGUUGAUUUAAAGUGUCAUUUGCUGUCUUGAAACGCCAUGACUGUGUUCUGUCAGCGCUCAACGUUCAGAAUCAGAUGUUAGUUUAGUUUAGUAACUACCUAUGCAACACCUAAGCAAGACCUUUGCAGCUCACACACACACGCACACGCACACACACACACACACACACACACACAUACAUGCCAUGUGCUCAGGCCAGCUGGCUGGUGUCUGUUUACCGGUGCUGUGUGUCCAGGGAGGGAAAACGACACAGAUGCAGCUCCAUCACCACAAGAGCCAGCAUUAUCUGCUGACUGUGUAGUUUUACUUCAUACGUUAGCAGCUGGUCCGAGUAGCUUGAAGGUGCGACAGACGUGUGCAGCUGUAGUAGCUAUGUCACUUUCCUUAGUGGUGCACUGAAUUCCCUCUCUCUUCUCGAUUAAUACGUCAGGCCUGUUUUAUGUUAUUCUUUUCUGCGUGCUUCACGGUGCAGGAAGACACUCAUGCACUUUUCGAGUUAACAUAUACAUUUAUAUGUAAGCAUAUACUCAUCUCAGAGGGUUUGUAGGACAUCUAACUUGUUUUAUAUGUGGUACUCAGUUCCAGAUUGCAUUUGCUGACUGGUUAAGAUGAUGUGUACCUCUCUGGUCGUUCAUAAAUCCGAUUGGAUGGUGUUUUGGAGCAAUAAUGAUGGAGGGACACCUUUUCCUCAUUGUCGUCAUUAGGAAUUGGGGGACAUGUUCAUCUCAUCCCUAAUAAGAAAUCCAGUGUGCCUGAAACUGUUCCCUGAAUGUGUACGCAAACCGGCCACAUCAAUUGAAGAUGCUCUCUCUGCGAAUGCUUCCCAUGAGGGUUUGUCUUAGCGUGAAUGAGACCGCAACCCCUCCAGAUGGCUGACAGCUCAACAUACCUUUACUUGAAACCCAAAUACAAAACAUAUCAGAGAGGAGCAGAACAUAGCCAGAAUCAGUCUUCACGCUUUCCUGUUUGCAUCCACCUUCCCCUCUCAUCUGUUCCCUCUCCUUCUCUAUUUUUGAGGAAGAAGCUUUUUUGCAUCCCUUGUUCUUGUGUUUUUCAAUCAUAUUGUUUGAAGUUGACUUGUAUUGCAUGCAUGGAAUACAAUGAGGACAUAACUUGUGAAUAAUUUGUGAAUGGCCAGAAUGAGGUAACCAUCUCUUUCACCUGGGCUCUCUACUCUACGACUUCUCUUUCUGAGAUAAUUAGAGAGGAAGAAAGAGCAUAUGUUGUUUCUGGUUUCCCGCGCAUCCCUUUUUCUUCAAAAUGUAGCCAUGCCAAAUAUAAGUUAUGGCUAUACGCUAGCCAUUCCGAAAGACUCUGUGCUUCAUUUACAUAUUUAUAUAUUGUUUUUAAGAUGAUAUUUAUCUGUAUAUAUCUGUAGUGAAUAUUCAUCAGAGCUUCCACAGACUCAGAGCUGAACAGAUGCAGCAGAUGUCGCCAAAACAGCCUGCAGGAACUCAGUUUUCACUGCAUGUGUCUGUGCAUUUAUUCUAGUAUAGUUUGACCCAAUAUGCACUACCUGUCCUUUUCUACUUUAGUUACUUAAUGUAGCUUGUUUAAAGGGGGAAUUCAUUGCACUAUCACAGCUAAUGGAGCUGCUGUGUCUACUGCUGAGCGCAAGCCUAACCAUACACCCCCCUAAGUUAAGAAACAGGGACAGAGAGAAAGAGAGAGAGAGUUAGAAAGAGAGGCCAGUGAGAAAGAGAAGGUUCCUAAAAGAAAUGGAUGAGUUCUAUGCUACUAAGAUUGAUGCUGGAUACAAUUUUAUUGUCAUACAAAAAAAAGGGAAAAAAAUAUAUCAAGAACUGUAUAAAAUAUAUUUCAAUGGAAUGUUUAUUAUUUACCUUUUAUAUUUUUGAAAUGUAUAAAGAAAAAAAUUAAUAAACUGUAAUAAUUUAACAGAGUUUGUCAACACUGAGACUUAAAAAUGUUAUAUUACUAAAAGUAUGGAAGUUUGAACGUGAAUGCUAACCUACCUGAUCAAAUCUUCUCCAUUACAGAUAGGAAAAAAAUAAAAACAAUUAGAAAAAUGAAAUCCAAUUUAAAAAGAAAAAGUUAUCAAAAAGUCAAUAAAAAUGUUAAAAGCUCAUGCCAAAAUUUUCAA